AUGUCAGUGAUGUGUGGUGAGUUGGUUUGUUUCGAAACAGCUGUGGGGGAUCCGGGGAAGAAAUCCGGGGAAAAUAAUAUUGGAAAAUGAGAGAGCGUGAGAGAUUGAUUUGUUCAUUUUUCCUCGCCUACACAUCAGAAAAACCUAAUUUUUAAAUAGAAAUAAAAUUUUGAGACUCAAAAUGUCAGGUGAAUAUUUUUUUGUUGAACUCAGAGAAAUGGGCUGGAGAACCGGCGGAGAAAACGACCUAUCGGCGAACUUUCGGACAACCGGUGGACAAAAGUUUCGGCGAAAUAGUGUAGGUCAGACACUCCGCCGGUUGUCCGAGAGUUCGCCGACAUGUCGUUUUCUCCGCCGGUUCUCCAGCCUGUUUCUCUGAGAAAUUCAAAUCUUUUUUUCAAAAAAAAAAAAUUUUUCAGCGCCAAGUAAAGAUAGCAGUGAAUAUGGUCGUCCGAAGCCGGGAACCCUCACAGAAAUGCGAGCCAAAAAAGCAGGUAGGAAACUUUUUGGAGCCUACUAAAGCUCACAAUUUUUAAGCGGCUCAUGUUGCUCGAGAAAUGUUGACGCUAUGUGAAGUGGUUGAAGAUUAUGGUAAGCGAGAAGGUGAAGAUGGGCCGAUUCGAAUCACAUUUGGCAGAUUGUUUGGAAUUUAUGUCAAUAUUUCGGAUAAGGUUCGGUUUUUCAAGGAAACUAUACGUUUCAAAAAUAUCUAAAAUUAUUCCAAGAUAUUUAUUUCUGUUAGUUCAUUGGUACAUAAUUCAAAUUUUUGGAAAUAAUUGAAUUUUUAUGAAAAAUGAGCUAUGACGUGGCAAAUUUUUUAUAAUUUUCCAAGCCACGCAAAUUUUUCUGUCUGAAAAUUCAAAAUUUUUGAAUUUGCCACGUCAUAACAACCGAAAUCUUCUAGAAAUUCAGUUUUCCCAAAUUUUUUUUGAAUACUUGCUAAUCAACAAUUCAAAAACGUGAAUUUUCCUGUCUGAAAAUUCCAGAAAAUCCAUUUUUUUUGGUUUAAAAAUUCAAUUUUUCAAAAUUUUUGAAUAAAUUUUUUAAAACAGCGAAAAAUUGAUUGAUAUUUUUUAAUAAAAAAGUUUUCAAAUUUCAAAAUCCUAGCCUAUUCAUGUGUUAUGACGUAGCAACCUCCCAAAUUUUCAUAAAAAUCUGCUAAGAAUUCAUUUUUCCUCGAAUUCUGAUGAAAAAUGAGCUAUGACGUGGCAAAUUUUGCAACUUUCCAAGCCACGCGAAUUUUGCGAAAUUAUUCAAUAAUUUUUUUAAACAAUGAAAAAGCUAUAUUUAGCUAUGCUAGUAAUAGAUUAAUAAACAAAAAACAAUUCAAAUAAGUUAUUUUUGAAACGUAUUGAAUUCUGGUGCAAAAUGUUCACAAUAAAAAAACAUUUUUUACAGGUUGUUGGUACAUUAUUACGUGCUAGAAAACACAAAAUGGUGGAUUUCGAGGGUGAAAUGCUAUUUCAAAAACGAGACGAUCAUGUGAUAAUCACCCUACUUCUAGAAGGCGCCGAGCUAAAAACUGCAAUUCGCGAACAUGCGGCUGCAAAUCCAAAAGACUAA
This is a messenger RNA of Caenorhabditis angaria, 1563 nucleotides long. The record is from the annotation of a GenBank genome assembly. NCBI's taxonomy places the organism in Eukaryota, Metazoa, Nematoda, Chromadorea, Rhabditida, Rhabditidae.